AUGAACUGGAUAUCUUUGGAGGCCCUCCUCAGUGGGGUAAACAAAUACUCCACUGCUUUUGGUCGUGUCUGGCUCUCUAUGGUUUUCAUCUUCCGUGUGCUGGUGUUCGUGGUUGCGGCGCAGCCAGUUUGGGGAGACGAGACGAAGGACUUUGUGUGUAACACGGUUCAACCUGGCUGCAGUAGUGUAUGCUAUGACCAUACAUUCCCCAUUUCUCACAUUCGUCUGUGGGCCCUGCAACUCAUAUUAGUAACCUGCCCUUCUUUCCUGGUAAUGGGACAUGUGAAGUUCCGUGAACAAAAGAAUCAGAAACAGAAGGUGUAUGCCAACCCAGGCAAGAAACGUGGUGGGCUAUGGUGGACAUACUUGUUCAGUCUGAUAUUCAAAGCAGUCAUUGAUACUGGCUUCCUCUACAUACUGUACUAUAUUUAUCAUGGAUAUGACAUGCCGCGUCUCAUAAAAUGCCAUUUAGAACCCUGUCCCAAUGUGGUAGACUGCUACAUUUCUCGCCCCACAGAAAAGAAGAUCUUCACUUUCUUUAUGGUUGUCACAUCUGCCUUGUGCAUCCUCAUGUGUAUCAUUGAGAUAAUCUACCUGGUUUGUAAGUGUUGCAGCAAGGCAUUCCAUAAGCGUUUGAAGCGAGAAGGUAUGCGAUAUGCUGAGAGGCAUGAACUUGGGAUUUCUAGAUCGAGGUGUAAAUUUAAGGUGGAUCCUACUGCUUCCUCCACCCAAAGCAUUUGCAAAGACAAGAAGGAGACGGUUGUUGAACUUAGUUAUAGUAACUGA
Molecule: messenger RNA, 786 nt
Organism: Trichomycterus rosablanca
Lineage: Eukaryota; Metazoa; Chordata; Actinopteri; Siluriformes; Trichomycteridae
Gene: gjb9b
Product: gap junction protein beta 9b
Exons: 1
Coding region: 1-786 (261 amino acids)
Biological process (GO): cell-cell signaling
Cellular component (GO): connexin complex
Molecular function (GO): gap junction channel activity
Source: RefSeq, a predicted model, not a curated record